Messenger RNA from Carassius carassius (crucian carp), 1889 nucleotides. Its product is annotated as inhibitory synaptic factor 2A. Gene Ontology annotation, biological process: inhibitory postsynaptic potential. The transcript has 4 exons. The record is from RefSeq and is a predicted model, not a curated record. Gene Ontology annotation, cellular component: postsynaptic density. NCBI's taxonomy places the organism in Eukaryota, Metazoa, Chordata, Actinopteri, Cypriniformes, Cyprinidae. The coding region runs from base 417 to 1889 and encodes 490 amino acids.
UCUUAGAGCGGCUGGUUCAGGAUGGAUGUCUCAUGCGCACACAUACCAUUGCUGAGUGCCGGACCCCGCUGCAUCCCGUUGGCAGUGUGCGCAUGAGUGUGUGUGUGCAUGCAUGUGUGUGUGUGUGUGUGUGUGUGCGUGCGUGAGAGCGAGAGUUGUGGGGGAGCGCCGGUCUGGUAAAGACGCAUGAGUGUUUUGGGGCAGAUCUCAGUGGAAUCUCUCACCCUGGAUGUGUAAGGAUCACAGGAGCAGCGUCUGACCAUACGUGUGUUACACGGAGAAACUUCCAGCAUGGCAGACCCUCUCUCCGGACCCUGACGGACCCCAGCUACGCUGAGAGGGAAGACAUGUGUUGGUCAUCUCUCCCUCCCCUUCAUCAUCAUCAUCAUCAACACUGAGCUGUGUCUGGAGGAACCAUGGUGAGCAAGGACGCUGGUAAAUGCAUGCUCACCAACUCUGAAUCUGACUCAGAGGCAACGGCAACCUCCAUGGCCCUGGAGGUCAAAGGAUCAUCGGACGCAAGCCGACAUGUGCGCAAACGCAACAAAGCCCUUCAGGUGCGCUUCAAGGACAUCUGCGAGGCACAGAAUGAACAGGCUGCUGCGGCCCGAGGGGGAAAGCCGGUCUACAAGGUGGCAUACCGCAAGUACAUGACUGUCCCAGCUCGCAGAUCAAUCCCCAAUGUCACCAAAAGCACCGGAGUGCAAACAUCACCGGACCUUAGGAAGCAUUACCAGACUUUUCCAUUUGAGCGGAAGAAAGGACAUACAGUCAAGCAUGCCGCUGUUGUGGAGAGCUAUAAGGAUCAGGAUGAUGGGUUUGUUAUUGAUGUAAAGAGGGCGAAAGCUACCGAGGCAGGUAGGGAGUGUGUAACCUCUCAAAAUGUGAGGAAAACAAGAGCAUUAAUGCACACCAGCAAAUGUGUCGCAACUAUAGAGCAACACCCACAAGCCAGGGACUGUCUGGAGAGAACAGACGGACCGUGUUCGGAUGCUUUGGUUCUUCCUUGUGCGACAGAUGGGUCCGCAGUGGGAACAGACAACUCGGACUAUCAGAUCUGUAGCGUCAGAAGUAAACACAGUAAGGGCUUCCAGAGAGACUCUGGAACUCUUGAUCGCUCAGGCAAGCUGCAGUUGCUGAACUCUGGGGAGAGCGGUGGGAAUAUUCUAGAGGAUUCCUCUUCCAAAGUGAUGGGUCCUAUUGAAUGGAACUCUCUCACGGAGGUGGAAUGCCUGGAGAGUCCAUCCGAGCGGAGCAAACGCAAGAAGACUCUGCAGCUCAAUGGUCUGCAGUCGCAGACGCUGCCACGGACCAGUUGCACGACGCAGGUCCAGUGCCACACAGGCACGCUGUCUGCUCGACCACUGCGGGCCAUGGAGGCGGCGGUGCCAGUGACUCCAGUCUCCACGAAAGCCGUUCCUAUGCCCGCGCCUCCAUGUAGGGGCAGCACGGGAGCAGGAACUAUACAGACGGAGAAUGAGGCGUGCAAACAGGUAGUGCCUGUCAAUCAGGAUGGGGAUGUUAAAGCGCAGCUCCAGGCCAUGGAAAACAUGAUCAGCUCCAGCCAGGAAACCAUCAAAGUGCUACUGGGUGUCAUUCAGGAGCUGGAAAAAGGAGAAGCUCAUAGAGAAGGGCUCUCGUAUCGGACCGGACAGGACACGGCCAACUGCGACACGUGUCGGAACAGCGCAUGCAUUAUUUACAGCGUGGAGCUGGACUUUAAACUGCAGGAAGAUAAGCUCCAGCCUCUGAUGAGGAGACUGUGUCCCGCCGAGGAGUCCCCGUUCCCCCCUCUGACAUACCCUCAGGAGACUAUCAGCUCCACGCCCAAACGCAAGUCCAAAGUGGAGGCCAAGAAACACGCGCGCUGGAAACUCUGGUUUCUGUGA